This is a messenger RNA of Drosophila subpulchrella, 3642 nucleotides long. RefSeq names its product serine-rich adhesin for platelets (gene spd-2). The record is from RefSeq and is a predicted model, not a curated record. Gene Ontology annotation, molecular function: ADP-ribose diphosphatase activity. The transcript has 3 exons. NCBI's taxonomy places the organism in Eukaryota, Metazoa, Arthropoda, Insecta, Diptera, Drosophilidae. The coding region runs from base 81 to 3545 and encodes 1154 amino acids.
CAUUUUCGAACCGAAACGACGCGCCUUUUUUGUUUACGGGUUCGAUUCGCCAUAAAGUAACUGUUUAAGGGCGAAGCGGAAUGGACAAGAGCAACGGAAGCCCGGGAAAUGGAAGCUACAUGGACCAGAACUCGCUGGGCAUCCUGAACAUGGACAAUCUGAAAGUCUUUGGCGAUUUGUCCAGCUUCAGCAAGAGCAGCGGCGGUGGCAGGAGGAGCGGCCUUGGCCGGGACUCCUCCGGCGUCCACGAGCGACUCCGGGAGGAGCGAUUGCGCGCCCUGGAGACCCUAGAGAAGCCAAGACCCUCGCGCACCAGCCAAGCGAAGAGCAUGGCCCUCCAGAAGCGCUCCACCACAAACAUCUCGGAGUUGGUAACAGAUGAGACCAUCGACCUGAACAGCAGCAGCUCAUUUGUCCUGGCCACGCCAGCCCCCAAGGGCACAAACAUCUCCUUUGAGCCAGCCGAGAUCACAGGCAGAUCCACGCUCUGCCAGGCCGGGAAGCAGCGCCGUCGAGAUAAGCCAUCCCUUUCCGUGGCCGAAAUCCUCAAGUCCUCGUUCGUGGAGAAGGCCCGACUGCUGGAGAAGAAGCUGCAGGAUUCCAGCCAGCUGGAGGCCAGCUACCAUUUGUCGCGGGCCAACUCGAGCAGCCUCUCGGACUCGUUCAGUUGCUCCCGCAGCUUGCCGCGAACCGCGGACAUGAGUGACCUGAGUCUCAAUGGCGGCGGGGGAUUCUCAUUCGGCUCCGCCUCGCUAGCGGCGGAUGGCCAGGACGAGAGCUUCGCCCCCGCCGAGCUGAUGCAGUCCAAAUUGGUGAUGGGCGAGAUUUCGUGGGCGCAGGAGUUUACUGCCAUGCCCACCGCCACUUUGAGCAACCAAGCAAUGCAGAAGAUUGCCGCACCGCCGCCGCUUACAUCCGAAAUAGAAACCUCGGUGUCCAAUUCCGUCUUGGCCGGAGAUCCGGACUUCUCGCUGGGCAACUACUUUCAGACGCGCUCGGAGAACAUCUGGAACAUAGUUAAUGACGGCAGUCCGGAUCGCACGCGACCCACUCAAGCGCUGCUGGAGCCAGAAGCCAACAAGACGCUGGACUCUGUGGGCGAGAAGACCCCGCAGCCGGACAACAAGACAUACACCAAGGCGGAUGCCAUUGCAGGCUCGAGCCUUGGACGCAACCUUAUGCGUAAGAUGCAGCAGGAUCGUAUUCAGACGGUUUUGAAGGCCAACAAUGGCCUGGUGGCUCAAGAGCCCAAACGGCCGCCCUCAAGCUCCGAGAUCCUAAGUCUAUCGGCUAUCGACAAGGCGCUGAGGGACAUAGAUCUGAACUCGGAUACAUCCACAGUAGAGGUGGUCAACCACCUGUGGGAGCAUGGUCGCGGUAAAGACUACGAAGAUGAGGAGAACAAGGAGAACCAGAGCGGUAAUUCGCAAGCGGAGCGGACCUUAUGCGGCUCCAACAAGCUCACGGACACAAUGAGCUUCACAGACUCUGUGCUGAACUCCUCGGACUUUCGCCACCUGCAGCAGAGCAUUUCGCGCAAGCCGCUCAGUCCGUUGGCCGAUCAGCCGCAAAUCACUAUUAGCCGUGCGGACACCGACCCCGUUGAAACAGAAGCCGAGGCGGACAUCGACGAGUGGCCCUCGACGCCGGUGAAGGAGCCUAGCCGCCGUGUGAGACGCACUAAGAUUUCCCCCAGAACCGCCAGUCCGGCAAGUAGCGAUGGCGUACGUCCAUUAACCUGCACCGAGGAUGAAAACGAGGAUGAGGACAAGACGCCGGUAAACAAGAAGAGAGUAUCGAUCUCCACGGUGGGCCUUAUGCCGCGGAAUCCCUCCUCAUUGAGCAGCACUCGCUUGGAUGGAUGCGAUGUUGCCGUGGCCUCCUCAACCGAACGUGAAUUUGGCAUUUCGCCAAGCCUGGCCAAGAACCUAUCGCCCUUAUCCUCGCCGAGGAGCUGCCUCUCAUCGCCGCUGCUUGACAGUACCACCAGCUCCGAGCGCCGGCAGCUCAUGAGUGGUGGCGGUGCAGCACGCAAGGCCAACUCCUCGCCCGCGGGUAGCGAGGCGAGCUCCACCAGCGGAUUCACAACGAGCGGCAGACGUGGACAAGGACUGGGAUCCAGUUCUGUCACCGCACCGCGUAGCAUUUCACGCUGCUCCAACUCCAGCGAGUUUAGCCACCGAGAUGGGAAACUGCUUCCCUUGAAGGUGACCCACACGAGCCUUUGCUGGGGCAGCACAAAGUUGCGAACAGAUGUGCGCAAGUCCAUGCAGGUGAAGAACACGGCGGACAAGCGCCUCGUCAUCCGGCUGGGCAUCCAAGGACCCGGAUUUCAACUUGUCGGCACCGACAGCAGCACCAUCACACUGCAGGCCAUGGAAUGCCGGUCGGUGGUGAUUAACUUUUGUCCCACUGUCUGUGGCGCGGCCAUCGGAGCCUUGUCCUUCUAUGCGCCGCCAGGAGCCCAUAACAGCAGCCAGCCGGGCCUGGAGAUCCCAUUGUACGGUUACGGCGGCAGUGCGUCUAUCACCAUACAGGGUCUGCUGAAGGGACCGGUGGGCGCCAGUUUCCUCACAAUCGGCGAUGUGUGCGAGCUAUCCUCCGGUCCCCUUUCGGCGAGUCUGAGGUUCCACAACAAGGGCCCGCUGACCGCUUUCGUGGGCAUCUCUGUGGACUCCACCGUGCUGAUGAAACUGCGUCUGAGCGAGGCCUUCGAGGUGCGCCCCAACCGGAUGAUCUUGCCGCCGAAUAGCGAGGGCAGCGUUCAGAUCCUCUUCCGGCCGAAUCGCGAGGACUUGAAGAACAUACUGAAAAAGACCGCCCAGGUGUUGACGCUGGCCAACAUGCGGAUCUUCUGCGGGGACGAGCCCAACAGACAAAGGAUGCGCAGCCUGGUUCAGCGAAUGAGCAGCAGACAGCGAGAGAAGCUCACCUCGCCAAUGCUGGACAGCAUCUGGGGAGAGUUUCCCGGAGAACAGCCAGUGCGGAACAUUGGGCUGCUCAACGAGCCGCCCGAGUUCAUCCUGGACCUGGUCACUGUGGUGCGGAUCAUCGAUGUUGCGCUCACCCUCAAUCGGGAUUUCGAUGAAUCCUCGGAAAGCUCGUUGAUGUUUCUUCCCGACGCCGAAGAAACCGUGUUAUUCCGGACGAUAUGUGCGGCUAGUUCGCCGACACCAACCCAGAGCAACUUACUGGAGCCCGUGGAUGAGCUAUUGGAGGCGGACACCACCACAUUGAUGCCCGUCGAACGGAAUUGGUCUGUGCAGCCUCCUUCGCUGGAAUUCGGAGUCGGCGGCCCUUCGCUGGCCACUCUGUCUGUGACGAACAGCUUUCGUUCCAGGCAGCUCAUCGAGGUUAGCUGCAGUGUUCCGGAUUUGGUGCGGAUCAGCCCCAGCGAGUGCUAUGUGGCUCCCGAUGGCGGUCAGGCGGAGAUCGAUGUGCGCCUAGUGCGUUCUCCCAGGCGUGAUCUGCUCGAAAAGGAGCCUCUAAUCGUGGUCUCCAUGGAAAGCGAGCGAAUCAAUGUGCCACUUAGCUUUAAGUCUUAAAUAUUAAUUGUGCCUGCUAAUAUCGUUUGUCCUGUACUUAAAUUGUUUGAAGAAAUUCUAUGCUGUUUACUAAUGAAAUAAAACUGUUUAUAGAUGA